This is a messenger RNA of Porites lobata, 1440 nucleotides long. The record is from the annotation of a GenBank genome assembly. Lineage: Eukaryota; Metazoa; Cnidaria; Anthozoa; Scleractinia; Poritidae.
AUGGGGAACAAUCAACCAAAAGAAAGUAACAUGGGCAACCACCUGAGAUGCUACAAGUGUAACAUGGUCCUCCGACCAUGCAAUGACUUUUCAGAUUUAAAGCAGGACUAUAUCUACGGGCGAAAUGUGCACGUUUUCAAUGGAGGAGAAUAUUUCAGGCUAGUUGGCUACAAUGAGUUAUACGAGUGUCGAGAUUGCUUUUACAAGCCCAUCAGAGAAGAGGAGAGACUCAAACAGGAACAAAAAAAGAAAGAGAAGAAGAAACAGGAAGAGGAAGAGGAGCAAAAGAGGAGAGACCAGCAAAGAGCAAGAGAGGCUGAGGAAAGGAAAAGGCGAGAAGAAUUAAAUCAAAGACUUGAAGAGUCAUGCAAGCAAGCUCAAGAGCAACUAGAGGAACAAGUAAGCCGCAUCGUUUCGGAGAAGCACCAGUUCCAAGCAUCAGCCUACUUAAGUGAAGUUCAGUCAAACUACAAAUCAGAUGAGGAAAGUGAGCUUCUUAAAACUCUCUCGUCAAAAUGUACCGUCGCAACCCUGAAUCUCACUCAACUGAACAAAAAUCAGCUGGGAAACACCCUGUUAGCCCUGGAAAAACUUCUGUUUGAUGAAUGGAUGAGUGCGCCUCCAUCUCUCAGCACCCUGCAGCACACUCAAGUGUUCAUCGCCGAGCUUUACGUCCUCUCCAACGAGAAACCUGAACGUUUUUCACUGGAAAGCACUUCAAAUCAUGUGCAGUCUCUGGUUGAGUCCAUCAGCCAAUCAGCAUGUAAUGUUUCGGAGAAUUUUCUGCUGACCCAAGCUCUUUUUCUGAACCUGAUGCAUGUGUUCACCGGCCCUUACAGCAGUGGUACUGAUCCAGUUCUCAUAGCCAAGCGAUGGGCUGACGUUGAUCUCUCCAGUGAGGAUCUGCUUCUAAUAGAAUUCCUCGGCGUCCUCAUAUCAUCGCUAGCAAAUGUGAUUAAAGACACUUCCGUGUUCAUUUUAAGGAUGGAAAUCCAGUGUUUGAUCCUUCUUCUUGACAUACUCACAAAUCUGAACAGCACGAAAAGCCACAGUGAAGCCACCGAAAUGGUUCUCAGACUUGUACAAACAAAUCAGUGGACCCCAGCAGAGGCGAUGACUCUGCUUAAAGCGCUUUCAGAGAAAUAUUCAGGGGAUACGCCACUUACAGAAAUUCUCAAAAUGGUAUACGAGUACGACAUAUCACCAGAGUGGACAGACGAUUCUGGGAACUCUCUCAUACAGGUUCUCGAUGUCCUGGAUCCAAAGACGUUCCAAACGGAUUUACGAAGUACUCUCCAAAAGACGGAUGACACCGAACUAAAUUCAGCCCUUGCAGAAUUGAAAGAAGCCAGAAAUUUGGAUGAUGCAACCAUUGAUAAGAUAAGAACAAUUAUCAGUUCAGUCCGAAAAUAUUUGAAAAAUAAGACCAAACAAAGAUCA